Ascoidea rubescens DSM 1968 is the source of this 684-nucleotide messenger RNA. RefSeq names its product WSC domain-containing protein. The record is from RefSeq and is a predicted model, not a curated record. NCBI's taxonomy places the organism in Eukaryota, Fungi, Ascomycota, Saccharomycetes, Ascoideales, Ascoideaceae. Bases 1 to 684 code for a protein of 227 amino acids. The transcript is spliced from 2 exons.
AUGCUGUGCUUUCAUUUAGUUCCAUACAAAGUUAAAUUUGAUUUUACAAGGCUAAUAUCGGCAUUUAUUUUAUUAAACUUGUUUAAUUUUUCUUUUGCUGUUUAUACCUACUCUGGUUUAGGGUGCUAUUCUUCUUUACCUUCUGGCUACGUUUCGAGAGGAACCUACACUUAUCAAACUCCAAGUUACUGUGAACAGCAAUGUCAGGAUUAUCCUUUUUAUGCUCUCACGAAUGGCAACCAGUGCUAUUGUGGAAAUAGUGGUCCAUCUAUAUCUGCUGAUGGCACAUGCACCAGUCCAUGUACUGGAUAUGGGACGAUUACAUGUGGUGGUUCAGAUUCUUUUGAGAUAUAUGGUGAUUUAUCUGCUGAAGCUUCUUCUGAUACUUCGACGAUCACUUCCACUAGUGAUACUUCAACGGAUACAAGCACAGAUUCAGAAUCACCAGAUGUUUCAGAAAAUGAAAUACUGACGUCUAAUUCUCAAUCUACAGUUUAUUUUUUGACUACCCAGAUAACCACCUCAGGUGGAACCCAAGUCGUUUAUGUUACUUACUCGAAAACUUCAAUAACAACCUCCAUUGUGACCACAGUAUCUGAUGAAAACGAUAGCGGUAGUUCUAAAUCUAAAUUAAUUGGUCCUAUCGUUGGAGGAGAAGAAGACAAAAGGAUAAAGAACUUAUAG